This is a messenger RNA of Phascolarctos cinereus (koala), 500 nucleotides long. RefSeq names its product diazepam-binding inhibitor-like 5. Gene Ontology annotation, molecular function: fatty-acyl-CoA binding. Gene Ontology annotation, biological process: fatty acid metabolic process. The record is from RefSeq and is a predicted model, not a curated record. Gene Ontology annotation, cellular component: mitochondrion. NCBI's taxonomy places the organism in Eukaryota, Metazoa, Chordata, Mammalia, Diprotodontia, Phascolarctidae.
CCUCCCCGUCCCUCCCCUCCCCGCCCCGACAGCUCCCCCUACCGGACCGGACCAUCAACCGAGGAGUCUUCGGAGCUAACAAGUAAAGAAAGAGGGUUCUUCACCUGUAUGACCAGUGGCAACUGAUGGCCCAGAUAGAGUUUGAGCUGGCAUGUGCAGAAGCCAAGCAGCUGAUAGGCCACUUGAGUGACGAGGAGAAGCUGGUGGUGUACAGCUACUACAAGCAGGCCACCGCUGGGGACAUCAACAUCCCCUGCCCAGAGAUCACCGACUUCAAAGCCAAAGCCAAGUGGGGAGCUUGGAAUUGCCGCAAAGGGAUGUCCAAGCUGGAUGCCAUGAAGAUCUAUGUGUCCAAAGUGGAAGAGCUGAAGAACAGACCUCCUUGCCCAGAGGGGGGAAAGCAACAGCUUAGAACUGAAGAUACAGAGGAGGAGGACUGAAUUCCUUUGAGACCAUAGGAACCUAGUUAGGAACUAACUAAUAAAUCGCUUCAAAAGGCC